This is a messenger RNA of Branchiostoma belcheri (Belcher's lancelet), 3048 nucleotides long. RefSeq names its product histone deacetylase 1-like. Gene Ontology annotation, molecular function: histone deacetylase activity. NCBI's taxonomy places the organism in Eukaryota, Metazoa, Chordata, Leptocardii, Amphioxiformes, Branchiostomatidae. The transcript is spliced from 16 exons. The record is from RefSeq and is a predicted model, not a curated record. The coding region runs from base 63 to 1730 and encodes 555 amino acids.
ACUCUUCCCCACCCCGCCAUUUCUUGGUACACUCCGAGUUGAUUGUUAGUUGAGGCGGCAGCAUGGCGUACACACAACCGGCAGGAAAGCGGAAAAUCUGCUACUACUACGACGGUGACAUUGGCAACUACUACUAUGGCCAGGGUCACCCCAUGAAGCCUCAUCGAAUCCGCAUGACCCACAACCUGUUACUCAACUAUGGGCUCUAUCGAAAGAUGGAAAUCUACCGUCCUCACAAGGCCUCCUUUGAAGAGAUGACCAAGUACCACAGUGAUGACUACAUCAAGUUUCUCCGCUCCAUCCGACCUGACAACAUGUCAGAGUACAGCAAACAGAUGCAGAGAUUCAAUGUUGGGGAGGACUGCCCUGUGUUUGAUGGGCUGUAUGAGUUCUGCCAACUGUCUACUGGAGGAUCUGUUGCUGGUGCAGUUAAGUUGAACAAGCAGCAGGCUGAUAUAGCAGUCAACUGGGCUGGAGGUCUUCACCACGCCAAGAAGUCUGAGGCCUCGGGAUUCUGCUAUGUCAACGACAUUGUUCUGGCCAUCCUUGAACUGCUAAAGUACCACCAGCGAGUUCUCUAUGUAGACAUUGACAUCCACCACGGUGAUGGUGUUGAGGAGGCCUUCUACACGACGGACCGCGUCAUGACUGUGUCCUUCCACAAGUAUGGGGAGUACUUCCCAGGAACUGGUGAUCUGAGGGACAUUGGUGCUGGGAAGGGCAAGUACUAUGCUGUCAACUUCCCCCUCCGGGAAGGCAUCGAUGACCAGGCAUACGAAACAAUCUUUGAACCAGUCAUGUCCAAAGUGAUGGAGAUGUACCAGCCCAGUGCUAUAGUACUGCAGUGUGGAGCAGACUCUCUGUCAGGGGACAGGCUGGGCUGCUUCAACCUCUCACUCAAAGGUCACGGGAAGUGUGUGGAGUUCAUGAAAAAGUUCAACAUUCCUAUCCUGAUGCUGGGAGGAGGUGGCUACACCAUCCGUAACGUGGCACGCUGCUGGACCUUUGAGACAUCCAUCGCUCUGGGCUGUGAUGUCGCCAAUGAGCUGCCGUACAACGACUAUUUUGAAUACUACGGCCCAGACUUCAAAUUGCACAUCAGUCCGUCUAACAUGACCAACCAAAACACACCAGAGUAUUUGGAGAAGAUCAAACAGCGACUGUUUGAGAACUUGAGAAUGUUGCCUCAUGCACCUGGUGUGCAAAUGCAAGCUAUUCCCGAGGAUGCUAUAGACCAGGAGAGUGAAAAUGAUGAAGAGGACGACCCAGACAAGCGUGUAUCAAUUCGUGCCCAGGACAAGCGCAUCACCUGUGAUGAGGAGUUUUCAGACAGCGAGGAUGAGGGCGAAGGCGGGCGACGUGAUCACCACAGCCACAAAAAACGAAAACGGUUGCAGAGGGAGGAAGACAAGAAGGAGGAAGAGAAAAAGACAGAGGGUGGGAAAGACGACACAACUAAGUCAAAGGAGACCAAAUCAGAGGAGGCAGCAACAGCAGCCUCACCAGGAGCACAAGAUGCCAAGGGUGGGGCUGAGCCCAGCAGGGACCCAGAGGUGAAGAUGGACACGUCUGACAGCCUGGCACCCAGCUCUGACAGCAAGGACGCAGGACCUGUGAAUGGCUCCAGCACAGUCAGACCUGCCCUGGGCACUCCGUCUGGAUCUCCCCUGGUGGCCCCCCUGGACCCUCCUGCCUCCACCCAGCCUCAGGAAGAGAAGAUGGAGCACUGAUGAUCAGGUUUACUACUUCUUCAGUAACUCAAAAAAAAGGAGGAAAUACAUUUGGCAAUGUUAAUCCAGGGGAGGGGGUUUUAAGUGAAGGCAUUGAAAAUCCAGUCUUGUCCCCCUUUGUGCUUUACUUUUGAAUUCAGCCCUUCAAGGGAAUGCACAAAACUACUCAUAAGUUGAAUAGUGGCUAUAUUUUUGGAAUGCCUGCCCUUGUGUCCCUGUCAAAUCUUUGUUUAAUGCUUUGCACCCCCUCCCUUGGUAGUCCAUUGACAGAUGUAUGAUUUUGACAUAGGGUCUUUACUAGUAAAGACCUGUGUGAAGAACCACUUGACCAGCUUACAUCUGGGCAAAGUGAUGUGGUAUAUAACAGAUAGGAUGUAUGUGUAUGACAGAAGCUACUUUUUCUACUUAUAGUGCAGACGGGGGUAUUUAAGUGUAGUUGUAGAGGACAGCCAACAUGAGAUGGAGCUUUUGUUGCAUCUGAUAUUAAAGUUGUGAGGAAUUUACAGCAGGCCUUUGCCCUGAGAACAUUAUAAGACACACCUACUGGUACAUACUCCAAUAAAAACUUUGACAUUGUAACUCAUUGCCAUGCAUGAAAGGUGGGUGGUGUGAUGCCAACAAUACAUAACAUGGGCUUCUUACACUCAUGAUUGUCUGAACAUGUCCAAGUAUCUGUGUUCACACUUGUAAAUAUUAUAUUCCCACUGUAGGGCUCUGUUUUUGAUCAAUCACCAAGAGACUCCCAUUUACUAGAUCUGAGAUGUACUGUUAGAUGACCCUUUGUUUGCAUAACUAGAGCUGUUUUGUGGUACUUUACAGUGUCAGGGAUCCAGCUAUUUUCAUCUUCCAUUAUAUUUCUGGUUGAGGGGUAUGCACGUUCUAUGAAAACAAAGAUUACACUUUUAUGUUGUGUUCACUAAAUAAAAAAAGAAAGAAAAAAAGAUGACGACCUUUGUCCGUAAAACACAGAUUUUUGCAUAGUGAGCAUUUCAAUUAUGCAGUACCAGUGUUAGCAUACCACUGAACAAGGGAUAUGUCUAUUUUAUUAUUUCUAUAUUGUCCUGACAAUUCUGAUUUCUGACAGUAUCAUUACAGAAAUAGUUGGAAUCAUUUAGUGUAUGGUGUAGAUUUACAGAGUUCUGUACAAGUUAUUGUUGCUUGUUUGGGAGAAGACCUUGCGCUGUGCCUGUAAAGAAGGCUAAAAUGGAACAGAAGUACUAGUUUUGUAUGUUGACCAUGUCUUGUGAAUGCCCUGUAACAUUUAACUUGUAUCUCAUGUACUAUGUAGUUUUAGACAAUAAAGAGUUCUUAUACUGGC